UGCGACUCAAGACACAAAUGCCAUCAGUACUAAAUGGAUCACGAGUCGCUCGAUUCCACGAAUCAAAUCUACCUGGAUCUGCUUGGGAUGUCUUGGAGCCCAUUCUUACAAAUACGGCAGGAGCUGUCGCCCUCCGCAUUCAACGGGAACUGGUUGACUUGGGAAGACUAAUUCCAGAAACCGAUGCUGGAAACGCCUUGCGUGCCUCAUUGAAGGACCUGGCAGAUAUGCAUAAAAAGAAUAUCGAGUUCUUGAAGGGGAACCUGGGGAUGGACGAGCAAAGACAAAGAUUGAAGGAGACUGAGAAACAAGUUCAUCAGCUCUCGAAACAAAUUCAUGAACUCAGGGUGCCAUUCGGGAUGCGGGUGAAGAGUUGGUUCGGUCUUCGUUAGCACGAAUCCUUGCGUUUUUUCGUGAUGUCAUGUUAUCGAUAAUCAGUACUACAGUCUACUAGUAGUACUGGUAUAUUUAUUACACACAAUGACUUGCUGUUUACAUAUAUAGGAUCAUUACCUUACUCAAAAAUAUGAAUUAAUGCCGCC
Messenger RNA from Suillus fuscotomentosus, 542 nucleotides. RefSeq lists its product as uncharacterized. The transcript has a single exon. The coding region runs from base 18 to 392 and encodes 124 amino acids. NCBI's taxonomy places the organism in Eukaryota, Fungi, Basidiomycota, Agaricomycetes, Boletales, Suillaceae. The record is from RefSeq and is a predicted model, not a curated record.